AUGGAUUCGACUCAAGGUUUCACCUUUUCUCAUAUUGCUUACCUGGUAUUUGAAUCUGUUUUAGAGGUAAUCUUUAUCUCUCUUUCCGGUUACUGGGCAGCAGCUACAGGUAUGCUGCCUAGAACUGCUCAAAAAUCAUUAUCUAGAAUGAACGUUGAUUUAUUCACACCAUGUUUGAUUUUUAGUAAGUUGGCAAAAUCGUUAUCCCUAGCAAAGAUUAAAGAGUUGAUAGUUAUACCGAUUUUUUUUGGAUUGACUACUUUAAUCUCAUAUUUUUCUGGUAUUAUAAUGUCUAAAUUUUUAAAGUUAGAUAAAGAUGAAACUAAUUUUGUAACAGGAAAUUCGAUAUUUGGUAAUAGUAAUUCGUUACCAGUAUCGUUGACUUUAUCGUUGGCUUAUACUUUACCUAAUUUAACUUGGAGUGAUAUUCCGAAUGAUAAUAGAGAAAAUGUCGCAUCAAGAGGUCUUUUAUACUUAUUAAUUUUUCAACAAUUUGGCCAAAUGUUAAGAUGGAGUUGGGGUUAUAAUUCUUUAUUAAGAUGGUCUGGUACUAAUUUACAAAAUAUGCCUCAAAGUCAAAUCACUUUAUUAACAGAAGAUGGUAGAAUUUCGUCUGAAAAUUUACCCUCAAUUCAAGAUUCAAGUAACAAUAAUGGUAAUAAUAAUAAUGCAAGUGAUCAUGCAUUUGUAAAUUCGAACUCUACAGCAAAUACAAUCAAUAGUGAAAUUCAAAGAUAUCACGACCAUCAUCAACCAUUUAGUGAUGAAGAAGCAGAUCCUCAAUUAUUGACUGUGAAUAAUACUUCUUCAACAAAUAUUAAUCGUCUCUUAACAGUUAAUUCAAAUAUUAGUACUUUAAAAAGCUCAAGUUCAAAUAAAAGUGCAACACCAGAUUCCAAUGUAUAUUUAUUAAGUUCUCAUCAAAACGAAUUGUAUCAAGCAAAUACUUUUAUGCAAAAAAUAUACUUUUCAAUUAUUAAUUUAAUUAAUAAAGUCAUUUCAUAUUUGAAUCCUCCAUUAUAUUCCAUGAUUUUUGCCAUUGUCGUCGCCGCCAUUAAACCUUUACAAGAAGAAAUGUUCUAUAAUGGUGGGUUUUUAAAUUCUACUUUUGGUGCAGCUGUCACUCAAUUAGGUGAAGUUUCAAUCCCAAUGAUUUUAAUUGUAUUAGGUUCCAAUAUUUAUCCAGAUAGUGAAGCUUUUAAGCCAACUCCAAAUCAUAAUAAAAUGGUCAUUGGUUCUAUUAUCGGUAGAAUGGUUUUACCUUCUUUAUUUUUAUUACCUAUCAUUACCAUUGCUGUCAAAUAUAUUCAAACAAGUAUUUUAGAUGAUCCAAUUUUCUUAGUAGUAGGGUUUUUAUUAACUGUUUCACCUCCAGCCAUUCAAUUGACUCAAAUUACUCAAUUGAAUGAAUUUUUUGAAGCUGAAAUGGCGUCUAUUUUAACUUGGAGUUAUGUCGUUUUAACUUUACCUGUAAGUAUCAUUGUGGUUUCUUCAGCCAUUUAUGUCUUACAAUGGGCCAAUCCAAAUUGA
Henningerozyma blattae CBS 6284 is the source of this 1530-nucleotide messenger RNA. RefSeq names its product AEC family transporter. Gene Ontology annotation, biological process: transmembrane transport. NCBI's taxonomy places the organism in Eukaryota, Fungi, Ascomycota, Saccharomycetes, Saccharomycetales, Saccharomycetaceae. Gene Ontology annotation, cellular component: endoplasmic reticulum; membrane. The coding region runs from base 1 to 1530 and encodes 509 amino acids. The transcript has a single exon. The record is from RefSeq and is a predicted model, not a curated record.